AUGGCAACUAAGCGUGGGCGUGGUGGUGCCUCUGGCAACAAAUUUCGUAUGACAUUGGGUCUCCCUGUCGGUGCCGUCAUGAAUUGUGCUGACAACUCUGGCGCGAAAAAUCUCUACAUCAUUGCGGUGUGUGGUAUUAAAGGUCGGCUGAACCGUUUGCCUGCUGCCGGUGUUGGAGAUAUGGUGCUGGCCACGGUCAAGAAGGGUAAGCCCGACUUGCGUAAGAAGGUCAUGCCUGCUGUGGUCAUUCGUCAGCGUAAGGCGUGGCGUCGCAAAGACGGUGUCUUUCUUUACUUUGAAGACAAUGCAGGUGUGAUUGUCAAUCCCAAGGGAGAAAUGAAGGGAUCAGCUAUAACGGGACCUGUUGGUAAAGAGUGCGCCGAUUUGUGGCCGCGUAUAGCAUCCAAUGCAGGUUCCAUUGUCUAA
Molecule: messenger RNA, 426 nt
Organism: Plasmopara halstedii
Lineage: Eukaryota; Oomycota; Peronosporomycetes; Peronosporales; Peronosporaceae
Product: 60s ribosomal protein l23
Exons: 2
Coding region: 1-426 (141 amino acids)
Biological process (GO): translation
Cellular component (GO): ribosome; cytosolic large ribosomal subunit
Molecular function (GO): large ribosomal subunit rRNA binding; structural constituent of ribosome
Source: RefSeq, a predicted model, not a curated record